Messenger RNA from Anthostomella pinea, 1605 nucleotides. Lineage: Eukaryota; Fungi; Ascomycota; Sordariomycetes; Xylariales; Xylariaceae. The record is from the annotation of a GenBank genome assembly.
AUGCCCUCUCAACUGAAGAAACUGAAGGCCACGUUGCGUGAUUCUGGCGUCAUCGGUCCGCAGCAAAGCAAAAAACAGAAGCGAAGAAACGCCCAGGAUGGGAAGGCGAGCGGCGGCAAGCGCCUCCAGAAGGCCGCGGCAUUGGAAGGCAUUCGACAAGAGUUCAACCCUUUCGACCUCAAGCACAACGUCCGCGGUCCCAAAUUCGAGGUGACUAGCAAUAGGCCCACGGCUGGGAAGGAUAAGGGGAUCAGUGGCAGACCCAGCGAUGCGAAGGCUUUGGGCGAGGAAAGGCGGCGGCAAACUCUUCUUGUCGAAAUGAACCGCCGAAAGAAAGUUGGCGGUAUACUCGAUAGGAGAUGGGGCGAAAACGACACUACAAUCACCCCCGAGGAGAAAAUGCAACAGCGAUUCGUCCGUGAGAAACAGAGUCAGAAGGGCAACUCCAUGUUCGACUUAGAAGAUGACGAACCCAGUGAGGGUUUGACGCAUAUGGGCAAGUCAUUGUCGUUCGACGAUUUCGACGAGGCCGACCUUGCUGGAUCUGACGAUGACGCUUCCGACGACGAUCAAAACGUAUUGAAGCGAAUGCGCUCCGCCGAUUCGGACGACGACGACGAAGAUGUACCAGAAGGUCAACCCGAGAGGAAGAAGACAAAGCAAGAAGUGAUGAAAGAAGUCAUUGCUAAGUCCAAGUUCUACAAGGCGGAAAGACAACAAACGAAGGACGCGGACGACGAUCUCAGAGAUGAGCUGGACCAUGAUUUCCAGUCCCUUCAAGCUCUGCUGCUUACCGGGCCCAAGCGCACGAAAGGAGGUGAAGUCGACGGUUCAGUGCCAGAGUCCGAAGCCACCGGAAAGGAUAAGAUGGAACGUGAUUACGAUCUACGGCUGAGGCAACUUGCUCUAGAUAGAAGGGCACAAGCCUCGGAAAGAACUAAAACGGACGAAGAACAAGCUCGAAUGGAAGUCCAAAAGCUCAAGGAGCUCGAAGAGAAAAGGCUAAUGAGGAUGCGCGGAGAGGAGAGUGACCGCGGGGAAGAGAGCGAAGAUGGCGAUGCUGAGCCGGACAAGGAGACAGCCAACCAGGGAAACAUGUUCGUUGAGACCGAAGAGCGGGACACUUUCGGUCUUGGGGCCGGCAUCCGCACACGGCCCACAGCGACAGAACUGGGACUCGGCGACGAUGAAGACGAUUUCCUGAUCGAAGAUAUUAUCGCAAGCGGCUCAGAGCUCGAACCGAUUGAAUCGUCUGAUGAGGAUUCAGAAUCUGAUGCAGACGAGGAUGAUGAUGAUGAAUUCACCAAGGGACUUCUUGACGAGCUUGAAGCACGAAACCCCACUUUCAACAACCAGGCCAAUGGCACCAAGGACAACACAAGCGAACCUUCAUAUAUAUGUCCACAGACUCUGGAUGAGCUCAUUGGUAUUUCCGAGGGCUUAACUGCGCAACAAAUUCCGUCGAUGAUACGAUCGAUCCGAAUACUUCAUCAUCCCAAACUGAAAAGCGAGAACAAAUCGAAACUGGCUAAAUUUUCUCAGUACGUACAACGAGAUCCCCUCUCGUGGGAUGAGAAAAUUCCGGAAAUGCAGACCAUGGCAUAG